Molecule: messenger RNA, 1121 nt
Organism: Siniperca chuatsi (mandarin fish)
Lineage: Eukaryota; Metazoa; Chordata; Actinopteri; Centrarchiformes; Sinipercidae
Exons: 5
Coding region: 94-1047 (317 amino acids)
Biological process (GO): generation of catalytic spliceosome for second transesterification step
Source: RefSeq, a predicted model, not a curated record
CGGUAUGUUAGCAGCACGUGACGGCUACUGCGUGUCACGUGACGUUGUUUUGUUAGAGCCGCGGUCCUGUAGACUGUCUGGAGUGAAGUUGAAAUGGCAAGAAACGAGGAGAAGCAACAAGGGAGAUUGAACAGAUUAUGGCUUCAGAAAGAGAGAGAGGCGGGUCGCCUGAAAGAUGUACAUGAGCGGAGACCCAAGCUGUCUACUCUUAAUUCAGCUUCCUCUGUGAAAAAGUGGAUCCCCAGCAUCAAGAAAGAAAUAGAGUAUUACUUGCAGCAAUCCCAGCUGUCUCACUACCCAGAGAGGAAGAUAGCAGAGUUCCAGCUGCACAUCGACGCUUUAGAAAAAGAGUACAAAAGCUUCAUUGCCAAACUACGAGUUCUUAACCCCUCCUGCAAACAUAAGCCAUGGACUCCUCGAGCGUACUGCAAAAGGAGAGGAGACACACAAGACUCUCCAAGUAUUGGUCAGUGUGUUAAAGUGAAAAAUCCUCAGCCCUGUGAAUCACAUGAUGAUAGCAGGCAGUGGACUGGAGGAGAGAGUGACUUGGCCUGCAAUUGGACAAGAUGUCACAAAACCUCAGCCCCUGAGAGACAGAUACCUCUCAGCCAUUCGGAGACCCCUGUCCCCACCAACCAGAUCUCAGAAACUUCAGAGGCAGUCUAUGCAGACCAGGACCAGCCCCUCUCCUUUGACCAUACAAGGCUAGCGGUGGCAGCUGCUGCGUUCAGAGGACCGUCACUUCAGCGAGGCUCCUCUCAGACACAGAGCCUAGUCAGGAUGCUGCAGUCUGGCCUGCCAAACCUUGUUAACGCUUCAUUAAGGCAAACAUCUUCAACCCAGAGCAGAAAAACAGAGAAUGAUGAUGGGGCAACGAUGGGAUCUGUUGUUGGACAGAAAAGUGACGUCCAAGACCAUAAGUCAGACUGUGAAUCGGCAGAGAGGAUACCUGGGAAGUCAUCCCACACUGGGACAACAGAGGAGAGGACAGGUCAUGUCCUGGGACUAGACUGUUACUCUUCUUCUGAUGAGGAGUGUGACACGUGAUAUUGUUUUGAUCAUGAAAUAUAUUGGUCCACAUUUUUCUACAUUUUGAAUUACAAUAAAGUGUUUUUAUGGAA